GACAUCAUGGCUUCAUCCCCUUCGCUCGACGUGCCCAAACACACCAAAUACUUUCUCCGCACCCUAAAGACCUUCCUGCCCACUGCAUACCAGAGCAAUGACAGCAAUCGCAUGUCCCUGGCCUUCUUCACCCUUAGCGGGCUAGAUCUGCUAGGCACCCUACAGCAAAACACGACAAAAGAGCAGAGAAAAGACUACAUCGACUGGAUCUACAGCAACCAACAUCCCCAAGGCGGUUUCCGCGCCUUCCCUGGCGCAGACUUUGGACAUGCAACCACAGAAGAAAACCAACACUGGGACCCUGCGAAUCUACCUGCCACCUUCUUCGCCCUGUGUUCAUUGCUCAUCCUCAACGACGACCUGGCCAGGAUAAAGAGAAGGGAAUGUCUACAAUGGCUCACGCGACUCCAAAGACCCGACGGCAGUUUCGGCGAAACACUCGUCAAAGGCACAAUCAAUGGUGGCACCGACUCGCGAUUCGGCUACUGCGCAACCGGCGUCCGCUACAUCCUGCGCGGCACCUUUGAAGGAGAAAUAGACGGCUGUCCCGAUAUUGAAAUCGAUAACUUUGUCACCUGUAUACGCAGUGCAGAGACCUACGACGGCGGCAUCUCAGAUGCUCCUUACCAUGAAGCCCACGCCGGUUUCACCUACUGCGCCAUCGGUGCCCUGAGCAACAUAAACCGUCUCCCUCCNAACCCCUACUCCGUCCUGCCUAGCCCGCCCUCACCACACGCCUCCCUCACAAACCCCUCUCUCCUCAUCAAAUGGCUGGUGUCACGGCAAACGGCAACAAUCAGCGAAGACGACGACCUUGACACCUACGGCGACGAAACAGACACGCCCGAAACCUGCCACGACGCCCACAGUUUCGUGUAUCAAGACAAAUUCAUAAGCAAGCAAGGCCAAAUGAACUACGAAGGCCGCCCAAGCGUGAAUUUCAGCUUGGACUGGACGGGCUUCAAUGGUCGUUGCAACAAGAUUGCAGAUACCUGUUAUGCGUUUUGGAUCCUCAAUCACGCCAACCUUCCAAACACAGACUCUGUUCGUCGUUGGCUGCUCGAACGCACCGUUCACCCUCAACUCGGCGGCUUUGGCAAAAUCGCAGGCGAUCUGCCGGACCUAUAUCAUUCAUACCUCGGUCUUGCCACAUUGAGUCUUAUGGGAGAGGAAAAGCUAAAACCCCUGGAUCCGGGGUUGUGUGUGAGUAAAGAGGCAAAAGGUAGACUUGAGGGUAUCUGGAAACGUUGGGAUAUUGAGCAAUGA
Molecule: messenger RNA, 1266 nt
Organism: Aureobasidium vineae
Lineage: Eukaryota; Fungi; Ascomycota; Dothideomycetes; Dothideales; Saccotheciaceae
Source: the annotation of a GenBank genome assembly